This is a messenger RNA of Paramisgurnus dabryanus, 3640 nucleotides long. The record is from RefSeq and is a predicted model, not a curated record. NCBI's taxonomy places the organism in Eukaryota, Metazoa, Chordata, Actinopteri, Cypriniformes, Cobitidae.
AGGAGUUGCUGUGGAAAUUCGAAGAGACGCGCUAAACACAAACAACAGAUGAAAAUCAUCAUUAAUGUCUUUAUUUAGAUCAAAACAAAUGACAUGGCUUCAAAAUCUGACCCGCUGCUCAUUGUUGUGUCCAUACUAGAAGGUCAUCAGUUUCCCAGGAGACCUCGGCAGACUUUAGUUGUGGAGGCUCGGUUUGAUGGAGAAACUCUGUCCACAGAUCCAGUAGAACACAGUGAACAACCACAGUUCUGUACUGAGCUGGCCUGGGAGCUGGACCGCAAGACACUUCACCAGCACAGACUCCAGAGGACCCCCAUCAAACUGCAGUGUUACGCGGUGGAUUCCAGCACGUCUGCAAGGGAAUGUGUGGGAUAUAUUAUUCUUGAUCUAAGAUCAGUACAAGAGAUCAAACAGGCUCCUAAAUGGCAUCCAUUGCUUAGCAGCAAGUACACAAAAGUAAAACCUGCUCUGCUGAUUGGCGUGAUUCUAGAGAACGACAUCAAACCGACACCUGAGCAGUUCAAAGCCAAGAAAGCUCCUCCGAGAGAAGGUUCUCCAGCACGUCUUCCUCUCGAUGCAGGUCAACUCAAAGCAGUUUUAAAUUCAGAUGAAGGUUAUCAUCAGAUCGGACCUGAAGAUCUCUGCCCUGACAUGUUUGUGUUGUCAGUAACGGUCGCUUUUGCUACACGAUUGGAGCAGUUGAUCUCCAGCUCAGUGAAGGCUUUAUCUGAGGCUUCAGACUUCUCAUUUUAUUACAACCUCCUGGGAAACGAUGUCACCAGCGAACCUUUCCAGAACCUCCUCAGUCCUAACUUCGAGCCUGAACGGGCCUCCGUACGCAUCCGCAGCAGUGAUCGUGUUUUGCGGCUCUUCCUCUCUCAGCAACCCAGUAUCCGGAUCCAUCUGUGCUGUGGGAAUCGUUCACUGGGCAGCACUGAGAUCAGUCUUGCUGGAUUAUUAAAGAGCAGCACGGAUCUGACUCGACGUUCUGCUACUAUAGAGGGAGCUUUCAUCCUACAGCCUCCCAAUCGGGAAAAAACGAAUCUGCAGUCUGUCCCACCGGACCUCCAGCCCACAGUGGGUGUGUCUGUGACACUGAGAGCUGAAGACGUCAAUAAUCAGUUUGAUGCACCUGUUGAAAACGAGCCUAAAACUCCAGUGAAGAAAAGUCUCGUCCCAGACGCCCAUCAUGGACGUCCUCCAGUCCAGCAACAUCAAGCACAAACCCCAUCACCUGUCAGGAAAUCACCUGAUCUCCAUCUCAGAUUACCAGCAGCGUCUCCAGAGAGCUCCCAGAGUGAGGCGGAGACUCUGUCCAGUGAUGUCAGACAGGCCCCGCCCACUGUCUGUGAUGUGUCUGCGCCUGUUACCCCCGCUGCCACACGUGAGCCUGAAGCCGACACGUCAGUCUCAGUUUCUGCUCCAAAGAUCUCCGUUCCUGCCUCUGCGCAUCACUACUGCUUCUCUCUGGACCUGAGGAGCAUCCGAGAUCUCAGGACGAGUGUCCCGGUCAACUGCAUCCUCAGAUACUCUUAUCAGUUCUUCGGCAGCGCAGCUCCCAUCAUGACGAGUCCAGCGGUGGAGCUGAGGAGGAACACUGAGGUCUUUCUGCCACAGUCUUACUGUGCUUUUGAUUUUGCCGCUCUGCCCAAUCAGCUUCAUGAAACCUUUCUCAGGGUUCCUCUGCUGGUGGAGAUGUGGCACAAAGACUCAAACUCUUCAGAUCGUCUGCUAGGUUCUGUCAAUAUUCAGUUGUCUGAACUCCUCGGCUCUGAGAAGACUCGUUUCCUCGACCCGUCAGGCAGGCAGCAGUGCAGACAGACUGUUUCAGAGAGGGUACCCAUCAUUGCAGCACAUGGGUCUGAGAAAUUGGCUGAACUUUCUUACGUGGCUGUUUUAGAAGAUUUGGGUUUGGUGAACGCUCAAGAUAUUGUCAUCUCUGAACCGUUACAGGAGCAGCAGAGGUCAGCAGCUCCUCCUCGGGGUCAGACGGAGGUGGAUACCCUGACUCGACCUCGAGAGACCCUGGAGUACAAGGCAGCGCUGGAGCUGGAAAUGUGGAAGGAGAUGCAGGAAGAUCUGUUUGAUAAUCAGCUGAAACAGAAGGAGUUGAGUCACAUGCAGGCAUUGGCUGAGGAGUGGAGAAGAAGAGAUCAUCAGCGAGAAGCUCUUAUCAAGAAAAAGGAGCUGGAGUAUGAUCUACUAGAACAACAGUUACAGAAGACUCUGUCUGAUCUGGAGAAGAGAGAGAAAGCACUCGCUCAUGCUGAGAUGGAGACGCAGACGCUGCAGCGCGAGAUGAGAGCCGAGCACGAGGUGAAGACGCGAGAGCUGCAGGACAGCGGACGACAUUUGCGCGAGGACUGCGCGCACCAGGUGGAGCUAGAGAGGUCAAAGGUCAGACAGCUGGAGGAUCAACUGAACCGACAGCAACAGCAGAUAAAAGAAUCAGAAGUGAAGUACAAGCAGCUGGAGAGAGAGUUUGAUCAUUACAGAGAGCAGCAGAGCACUCGUCCAGAGAUUCGUCUUCAGUCUGAGAUUAAUCUCUUGAGUCUUGAGAAGGUGGAGCUGGAACGAAAGCUGGAAUCUGCAACAAAAUCCAAACUUCAUUACAAGCAGCAGUGGGGACGAGCGCUGAAAGAGUUGGCCAGAUUUAAACAGACUGAACAGAAGAGAAGAGAGAAAACAAACAUUGAGACCCUGAAUAUAAAGCCAUCUUAUCAUCACUGUUAAUAACUGUUAAAGACUGAACACAGCUGGCGUCUCCUUCUGUGCCGCUGCCAGAGAAAUAUAAAGAAAACAAAACAUCGGAUGAUUUAUGAAGCUCACAGCUCUCCAAAACUUUAUAUGAAAUACAGACAAUAAAUCACAACUCCAUUAUAAUAAACCUCAUCACAAACACUUCAUGAACAACAUUCUCACUCUUUACUAAACAUCUUAUGUGUGUGUCUGUCUGUCUGUGUGUUGUUUGGUGAUGUGUGUGUGUUAUUGUGUGUUUGUGUUAAGCUGUGAGAAUCUUCAUGUGUGAUAUAAUCCAGGUGUGUGUGUGUGUGUGUUAGUGGUGUCAGUGUAACUCUGUCCAGAAAACUUCACUUGAGUAACGUCUGGUGUUUGGUGAAGAGCCACAGAGAUUCGGGUUCAUGUGUUGGUCAUUUAGCCGCUGACUGACCUCCAUGUAUUUAUUUACACAUCUUCAGUUAUUAUUAAAGUUAACACCGCGCACACACACACACACACACACACACACACACACACACACACACACACACACACACACACACACACACACACACACACACACUUAAGCAUCAGAUCUGGAAACAUUUACAAAGACUUUAACCUCUUCAGGAUAAUUGUGUUCUGUGUUUUCCUUCAGCAAAUAUUUGAGCAGAAGUCAAGGCUUCAUCUUAGUGAGUUUGUUUUUCUUGCCGUUUAGUCUGAAAGCAGAUGUGUUUAACUAUAAUGUGUAAAACUCCAACUGAAUUGAGCAAGAAGACAUCAUCAAUAAAAUGAAGUUGAUUUGUAGCCGUUUAUGAUGAAAUCCUGGUGUUAGGAACAGAUGAAGUUAAAGAUGUGAUCAGACUCUUAGAUAAAAAUCUCUUCUUAGGAUUUCUAAAGCACUUGCAGUUGUGUGAUAUUU